AUUCCCCUUAUUUUUUGCUACAAAAAGGUCCACAACAACAAAAUAAUAAUCCAAAACGAAGUAGCACUACAUCAGGUUAUCGAAUAAUUACAAAAGGUUUUCCACAUUAUCGAGAAGCCUUUGAUUUAUUACAUCAAGAAGUUUUAUCUGGUGUAGAGGAAGACGUUGAUGAAUACGCCUCAGAUACUUCAAUAUCUGCUGAUGGAAAUUCUUCUGGUGAAAUGGAUGAUCAUGACAAUGACUCUUAUCCCUUAAUUUCGACUACAAACAACAUAAGAAGUUCUUUAAUGGAUUCGUUAAUGGGUUGGUUGGAAGUUCCUCCAAUUGAUGCGUCUAAUUCGCUUCCAAAACAACAUAAUGUUUCUACACAUACUUCAAACAAUAAAAAUCAGACAAUAUUAGAUAUUCCAUUACAAUUCAUAGAUUUACUAACUUAUCCUGAUAUUGAUUCAAAAGCUUCAAAAAAAGCUUCUUUUGCAGCGUUACGUGAAAUUGCGUUUGUCAAACAGCGCCGUAAAGAUGCUACUGCUCUACAAAGUGGUAGUUUAAGUGACACUACCCAUUGUGGUUCCGCAGUCGCAAAAACUACCUCAAAAAGAGGUGUUUUUUUCCGUAAAAGUAACCAAAUGGUCCCCUCUUCUCAGACAAAAGACAGUUAUUCUCAUACUAAAGAUGGGUAUUCUCAUGCAAAAGAUGGGUGUUCUCAUGCAAAAGAUGGGUAUUCUCAUGCAAAAGAUGGAUACCCUCAUGCAAAAGAUGGGCAUUCUCAUGCAAAAGAUGGAUACCUUCAUGCAAAAGAUGGGCAUUCUCAUGCAAAAGAUGGGUAUUCUCAUACAAAAGAUGGGUAUUCUCAUGCAAAAGAUGGGUAUCCUCAAACAAAAGAUGGGUAUUCUCACACUAAAGAUGUGUAUUCUCACACAAAAGAUGUGUAUUCUCAUACUAAAGAUGGGUAUUCUCAUACAAAAGAUGGGUAUUCUCACACAAAAGAUGGUUAUUCUCACACAAAAGAUGGAUGCUCGGAACGUUUGACUGGUAACAUAAAUCAAGCUGAAUCUAUUUCAUUAAAUGGGUUGCAAUUCGAUUCUACAAAAUCUUCUUUUUCAUCUUCAACAAAUUCAUAUUCUUCAAUCAUAUCCACUAGCAACGCAGCAGUGCAGACUUCCAUAAGUAAUCAUGCCAUAAAAGUCAUCCAGCCAAUAAGCUAG
This is a messenger RNA of Racocetra fulgida, 1205 nucleotides long. NCBI's taxonomy places the organism in Eukaryota, Fungi, Glomeromycota, Glomeromycetes, Diversisporales, Gigasporaceae. The record is from the annotation of a GenBank genome assembly.